Messenger RNA from Closterium sp. NIES-65, 2109 nucleotides. The record is from the annotation of a GenBank genome assembly. Lineage: Eukaryota; Viridiplantae; Streptophyta; Zygnematophyceae; Desmidiales; Closteriaceae.
AUGCACCGCCACCUCGACUUCCGCCUCGACGAGCUGCAGUCGCUCGCCGUCCUCGCUGGCGUGCAGCCGCCAGCUCAUCACGCCGCGCCACGUCACGAUGACGUGGAAUUGCAGCCGCCUGCCGGCUCGGCUUUAUCUGAGGGAGAGCGGGGCGGAGAGAAGCGGAACGAAGGGGAUCGGGUGGUCGAGGGAGUGAGGGGAGACGAAGGCAGCGAGGAGACGAGGCGGGGAGAAGGGGGCAGUGAGAUGGAAGGACGGGAGGAGUAUGAGAUAUCAGGGGGAGGCGGGAGUGAAUGGGAGCCAGUAAGAUGGAGGAAGCCACGUGGCGAUCACAUGGACUCGCCGUUCUUCUACGUGGAUCUGCCGUCUGAUGACGUGGCGAGGCAAAUUGCCGCUAGAAGCCUGCUUAUAAAGGGGAUAUUCGACAUAUGGGCAGAGGCCCCGACCUACGAGGCACUAAAGCCGCAGGUUGAGGCGAACAUCACCACCAAGAUCGCGCCCUUCACAGCCCCCGGGUCCACGUUCAAGAUCGUGGUGGACGGCUUUGGGAAGAUUUUCUCCAUGGACGAGCAGCGGGAGCGCAUGGAGCGAUUCACAUACAUCCCCUUCCAGGGCAAGGUGAAGCUGGGCUCGCCCGACUACAAGUUCUGGGUGAUAGAGCAGGCAGCAGAAUGCACCAACAACGGCCUCCCACCCAACAUGCCCUUGCGCGUGUUCAUUGGCCGAGAGGUGGCAGUAUCAGACCGCACGGUCGCCACCAAGUACGAGUUGAGUCGCCGGCGCUACUUGGGUCCCACCGCCAUGGACGCUGAGCUGUCGCUACUCAUGGCCAAUCAGGCACUGGCGCGGCGCGGCACGCUCAUGUACGACCCGUUCGUGGGGACAGGGAGCAUCCUGGUGGCUGCUGCUCACUUUGGCGCCGUCACUCUGGGAGCGGACAUUGACAUCCGGGUGGUGCGCGACGGCAAGGGCCCCAAUCGGGACGUGUGGGCCAACUUCCACCAGUACUCGCUUCAACCACCAGUGGGCUUGUUGCGGGCAGACAACAACUGCCCUCCCUGGAGGCAAGACUUAAGAGAGAUGUUCCAUGCCAUCGUCGGUGACCCUCCCUACGGCGUCCGGGCAGGCGGCCGAAAGUCGGGCGGGAGGAAAAUUCUCAACGGGGUGACAGAUCCGUACGCCAUAGCAGACAACUUGAAAGCUGCCCACAUUCCCUCCACCGCCCCUUACUCCCUGGAAGAGUGCCUCCACGAUCUUUUAGACACGUCUGCCCGUCUGCUCGUCAUUGGUGGGCGGCUUGUUUAUUUCUACCCUGCUGCCCGAGAGGAGUAUCUGCCCGAGGAAAUUCCGGGGCAUCCGUGCCUGAAGCUGGUGGCCAAUAGCGAGCAGAUUCUGACCAAGCGGUGGAGCAGGCGGCUUGUGACUAUGGUGAAGGUUGCUCCGUACAGCGGUGACAUGGCAGCUGCACACGUGGCGGCGCAUGAGUGGUUCAGGAAGAAGCAGAUAGAGGAGAGUAGGAUGAUGAGGGAAAUGGGGGAGGCAGGGGAGCAAGCACUAGAUGCUGUGGGAGAGAGGAGUGUGGCUACAGCCGCUGUGGUGGAAAGGGGAGAGGGAGAGCUGGCUGCAGUGAAGGGGGAGGUGAUAGGAGUAAAAGCGGAAUUAGUGGAAGCGAAGGGGAAAAUGACUGGGGUCAAAGGGGAGGUGAUUGGAGUGAAGAAAAUUCUGGGAGGAGUAAAGAACGAGGUAACUGAAGUCAAAAGGCAGUUGACUGGAGUGAAGGAACGGAUGGUGGAGGUGAAGGGCCAGGCGCUGAGAAGCAGCGGCAAGGCAUGCGUUGAGAAGCAGUUGAUCGAGCUAGGAUCAGCAGUGGCUGCAUUGCAGAAGAAUGAUCUCGCAGACACGGGCAUGGAGCAUGUGAAGCAGCUGACGGGGCUGAAGAGGCUGGAGUUGAAGGACUGUAGAUUGGGUGAGAGGGGGAUAGCGUGCCUGGAGAGCCUACCAGGGCUUGAGAGGAUUAAGACUAACGUGGGUACGCUUCUGGCGUUGGACAUCGGUGUGCUUCCGGGGGUAGUAAUUGCCAAGGAGCAGUGCAUUCUGUUUGAGCGCUGA